This is a messenger RNA of Osmerus eperlanus (European smelt), 1997 nucleotides long. RefSeq names its product cyclin-dependent kinase 15 (gene cdk15). The transcript has 14 exons. Gene Ontology annotation, molecular function: cyclin-dependent protein serine/threonine kinase activity; ATP binding; cyclin binding. NCBI's taxonomy places the organism in Eukaryota, Metazoa, Chordata, Actinopteri, Osmeriformes, Osmeridae. The coding region runs from base 384 to 1670 and encodes 428 amino acids. The record is from RefSeq and is a predicted model, not a curated record. Gene Ontology annotation, cellular component: nucleus; cytosol; cytoplasm. Gene Ontology annotation, biological process: protein phosphorylation.
CCGACCUUUCAAAACACACCAACAGACCCGGCUCUCCCCCACCUCCAAGCUGAUUGGCUAGUGACUUUCCCAUGCUGUGGCAGCAGUAGGGAGAGAGAGCGCAGUGCCAUAUCACGAAGGACCGAGCAAACAGAGCGAGAGAGGGAAAUAAAGCAAACACCUUCAGGCUAAAGGACAAUAAAGGAGGAGGGAAACAAAACCUGCCCGCACCAUAGGCUACUCUGCCUUUCUGAGAUUGUUGUUGUUGAACAGUCGGAAGGAUCUCCACCAUGCUGCUGCUGACGCUGCGCCCAGCGCCGUUUUAAGGAUGCCCGGUUCCACCUGAGGUUCAUUUAAAGGAUCCGUAGCCUACAGACGUUCCACAGUCCAGGACGCUCCGGGGAAUGCAGAACCUGCGACAAGCGGCCACGGAGGCGUUCCAUCGCCUGGGUCUGAAACAGAGACAACUGGGAUAUGAGGAGCUGAGUGACCAGUCAGAGUCGUCCUCCUCGAGGCCGCACCCCCAUUGGUUCCACACGCUGCAGGUGCGCCGGCUGCGCGUCCAGAGGGGGCGGAGCAACAGCGACCCCCUGGGGCGGAGCAACAGCGAACCCCUGGGGGGGAAGAGCUUUGAGCAGGAGUUCCAAUGGAAGACAGGCCUGCAGUUUGGCACCGCCAACUCAUACCUGAACCUGGAGAAACUGGGAGAGGGGACCUACGCCACAGUCUACAAGGGGAUCAGCCGGAUAAAUGGACACCUGGUGGCGUUAAAGGUGAUCCGCAUGAAGACGGAGGAGGGCGUGCCCUUCACAGCCAUCAGAGAAGCUUCCCUGCUGAAAGGGCUGAAACACGCCAACAUCGUCCUCCUCCACGACAUCAUCCACACCCGAGAGUCCCUCACCUUCGUGUUUGAAUACGUGCAAACAGACCUGGCCCAGUACAUGACACAACAUCCUGGAGGACUUCACUCCUACAAUGUCAGGAUCUUCAUGUUCCAGUUGCUGAGGGGUCUCUCCUACAUCCAUAGCCGCAGGAUCCUCCACAGAGACCUGAAGCCCCAGAACCUGCUCAUCAGUUACCUGGGGGAACUCAAACUGGCUGACUUUGGCCUGGCCCGGUCCAAGUCCAUCCCCUGCCAGACCUACUCAUCAGAGGUGGUGACUCUGUGGUACCGGCCCCCUGAUGUUCUCCUCGGUUCUACGGACUACUCCACUGCUCUGGACAUUUGGGGAGCUGGGUGUGUCUUUAUCGAGAUGCUUCAGGGAAGCCCAGCUUUCCCAGGGGUGGCAGAUGUCUUCGAACAGCUACAGAAGAUUUGGACCGUUCUGGGGUUGCCCAACGAGGUCUGCUGGCCUGGGGUCAGCGAGCUGCCCAACUUCAAACCAGAAUGGUUUCUUCCGUGUGAGCCACAGCAGUUCAGAAAUGUCUGGAAAAGGCUGUCUCAGCUGCCGUACAAGACGGAGGACCUGGCCCAGCGCAUGCUCAUGCUCCUACCACGAGACCGCACGGUGGCCCAGGAUGCAUUGCAGCACCCUUACUUCAACACCCUGCCGCCUCCCAUCAUGCAACUCAGGGACACUGUAUCGAUCUUCAAGGUCCCAGGUGUGAGGCUGGAAACAGAGGUGAGGGACAUCUUCAGUCCCAGUCGAAGGCUCAUGCCCUCCUUGGUGCCCCUGGCCAAGUGCUGGUGAUGCCCUCCCAGAGCCAGCUACCUAGCACCUCCCCCCCCCCCCCAGCCUCCCGCCCCGGGCCCCCACCCCGGCCUGGCACCAGCGAGGGCCUCUCACACACCCCGACACCUCCAGCGAGCACCACCCCAGCCCUGCUUCAGAGGGUGUGUGAAGAGGACGCCAGACCGACGGGUGUCAGGGUCCUCUGACAGCCUGUCAGAUCACGGCUGCUCGUGUUCAGGAAGUCCCAGGCCUACGGGUCUGUGAGGGGUUGAACAUUCAAACUCCCCGUCUAUCAACUGUUAGAACUGGUAUCUCCGAACUCUCCAAGGUCACCAUCUCUCCUUC